AUGUACCAUUUGAAACUUCUGAAGGGUACAGUACACUACUUAUAGAAAUUUGAUUCCGAUCUCUCUCUUUCUCUUACUUUCUCUGUGUCUCUCGUUGUUCUUUUUCUUCGUAAAUUAACAGACAUACCCAAAAACCAUAGCCAGAUCUCAUCUGAAAAGAGAAGUGAAUAUUCUCGUUCUCUCUCAUCUCUCAUACAUGCUUAUCAUCACUCUUCUGUCGGUGAACUUGAUCUCUUUGUUGUAAUCAGAUCUGAGGUAAAUUCGCUCCACUUUUCAAUUCCGCGUUGCAUUACGAAUCCACCGAGUAAUGAAACGGUGUUUGUGAUCGAGGGAAGAUGCUUACCAAGUUCGAGACCAAAAGUAAUAGAGUGAAGGGACUCAGUUUCCACAGCAAGAGACCCUGGAUCCUCGCGAGUCUUCACAGUGGCGUGAUCCAGCUAUGGGAUUACCGAAUGGGCACCCUUAUUGAUAGAUUCGACGAGCAUGAUGGUCCGGUCAGAGGUGUUCAUUUCCAUAAUUCUCAGCCCCUAUUUGUCUCUGGAGGGGAUGAUUACAAGAUUAAGGUUUGGAACUAUAAGAUGCAUAGGUGUUUGUUCACUCUUUUGGGACACCUUGAUUAUAUCCGCACUGUGCAAUUUCAUCAUGAAAACCCAUGGAUUGUGAGUGCCAGUGAUGAUCAAACAAUUCGCAUUUGGAACUGGCAGUCACGGACCUGUAUAUCUGUUUUAACCGGGCACAAUCAUUAUGUUAUGUGUGCUACAUUCCAUCCAAAAGAGGAUAUUGUUGUGUCGGCCUCCCUUGAUCAGACUGUUCGUGUUUGGGAUAUUGGUUCUCUCAAAAGGAAGGCUGGGCCUCCUGCAGAUGACAUUCUACGAUUGAGUCAGAUGAACACAGAUCUUUUUGGAGGUGUUGAUGCAGUUGUUAAGUAUGUAUUGGAAGGUCAUGAUCGGGGUGUCAACUGGGCUGCUUUUCAUCCUACACUGCCUCUCAUUGUCUCCGGAGCUGAUGACCGACAAGUGAAACUUUGGAGGAUGAAUGACACUAAGGCAUGGGAAGUGGAUACUUUGAGAGGGCACAUGAAUAAUGUUUCAUGUGUUAUGUUCCAUGCCAAACAGGACAUCAUUGUGUCAAAUUCCGAGGAUAAGAGUAUUCGAGUAUGGGAUGCCACAAAGCGGACUGGAAUACAAACUUUCCGCAGAGAGCAUGAUCGGUUUUGGAUUCUUGCAACACAUCCUGAAAUGAAUUUGUUGGCAGCUGGUCAUGACAGCGGAAUGAUAGUCUUUAAGCUGGAGAGAGAAAGACCUGCUUUUGCAGUCAGCGGCGAUUCACUAUUCUAUACGAAAGACAGAUUCUUGCGUUUCUAUGAAUUUUCUACACAGAGAGAGACACAAGUACUUACAAUCAGACGACCUGGCUCCUCAACUCUUAAUCAAUGUCCAAAGACUCUUUCCUAUAGUCCUUCUGAAAAUGCAAUUCUUCUCUGUUCAGACGUGGAUGGAGGAUCUUAUGAGUUAUAUUGCAUAUCCAAAGAUAGCACAAAGGACAGUUUUGGUAGGGGGGAUAUGCAAGAUCCAAAGAAAGGUGUUGGAGGAUCUGCAGUCUUUGUGGCUAGGAAUAGAUUUGCCGUCCUUGACAAAGGAAGCAACCAAGUCUCUGUAAAAAAUCUGAAAAAUGAGCUUGUGAAAAAGAGCGCCCUUCCAACUGCUGCAGAUGCUAUAUUCUAUGCUGGAACAGGCAACUUGCUAUGUAGGUCAGAGGAUAGGGUUUUUAUAUUUGAUCUACAGCAGAGGAUUGUUCUGGGUGAUCUGCAGACCCCUUUUAUAAAGUAUGUAGUCUGGUCUAAUGACAUGGAAAAUGUUGCUCUGCUCAGUAAACAUGCAAUUGUCAUUGCUAGCAAGAAGCUUGUGCAUCAAUGCACCCUUCAUGAGACAAUCCGAGUAAAAAGUGGAGCCUGGGAUGACAACGGCAUUUUUAUUUAUACUACAUUAAAUCAUAUCAAAUAUUGCCUCCCCAAUGGAGAUAGUGGGAUAAUAAAGACACUGGAUGUCCCCAUCUAUAUCACAAAGGUUAUGGGAAACACCAUCUUUUGCUUGGGUCGGGAUGGGAAAAACAAGGCUAUAACUGUUGAUGCAACAGAAUACAUCUUUAAGCUUUCCUUGUUGAAGAAAAAAUAUGACCAGGUAAUGAACAUGAUAAGGAAUUCACAGCUUUGUGGGCAGGCUGUGAUUGCUUAUCUACAACAGAAAGGGUUUCCUGAAGUUGCCCUCCAUUUUGUUAAAGAUGAGAGAAUCAGAUUCAAUUUGGCUUUGGAGAGUGGCAACAUUCAAAUUGCUGUUGCAUCAGCAACUGCAAUUGAUGAAAAAGAUCACUGGUAUCGAUUAGGGGUAGAAGCUCUUCGACAAGGGAACUCUGGUAUAGUAGAGUAUGCAUACCAGAGGACCAAAAAUUUUGAGAGACUAUCAUUCCUUUAUCUCAUUACUGGUAACGUGGACAAACUUUCAAAAAUGUUGAAAAUUGCUGAAGUGAAGAAUGAUGUCAUGGGCCAGUUUCACAAUGCCCUAUAUAUGGGUGACAUAAGAGAGCGUGUCAAGAUCUUGGAGAAUGUUGGACAUUUGCCUCUUGCUUACGUCACUGCAUCAGUGCAUGUACUACAUGAUGUUGCUGAAAGGCUUGCAUCUGAACUUGGCGAUAAUGUUCCAUCUGUUCCCAAGGGAAAAGUACAAUCUCUCUUGAUACCACCGUCACCUGUGUCGUGUGGUGGUGAUUGGCCUCUUCUCAGGGUCAUGCGGGGAAUAUUUGAUGGUGGGUUUAACAAUACAGAUCGAGAUGCAGACGAUGAAGAGUUCGAGGCUGCUGAUGGUGAUUGGGGCGAGGAACUUGACAUGGUUGAUGUUGAUGCAUUACAAAAUGGAGAUGUUUCUGCAAUUUUGGAUGCAGUAGAAGUGGCUGAAGAGGAUGACGAAGAAGGGGGAUGGGACCUGGAAGAUUUAGAGCUCCCACCUGAAGCUGAAACACCAAAAGUUUCUGUCAGUUCACGAUCUUCAGUGUUUGUGGCCCCAACAGCCGGGAUGGCCGUUAGUCAGAUAUGGAUUCAGAGAUCUUCUCUUGCAGCUGAUCAUGUAGCUGCUGGCAAUUUUGAUACUGCGAUGAGGUUACUGAACAGGCAACUCGGGAUAAGGAACUUUGUCCCCUUGAAAUCUAUGUUCCUAGAUCUGCAUACAGGCAGUCAUUCCUAUCUGCGUGCCUUUUCAUCCGCACCGGUUGUAGCAAUUGCUGUUGAAAGAGGUUGGACUGAGUCAUCUAGUCCAAAUGUGAGAGGCCCACCGGCACUUCCUUUCAAAUUGUCUCAAUUAGAUGAAAAACUCAAAGCCGGUUACAAGUCAACAACUGCUGGAAAAUUUUCUGAUGCUCUUCGCACCUUUAUCAAUAUUCUUCAUACCAUUCCUUUAAUUGUUGUUGAGUCAAGGAGGGAGGUUGAUGAUGUGAAAGAAUUGAUUGUCAUAGUGAAAGAGUAUGUUUUGGGGCUGCGGAUGGAACUAAAAAGAAGGGAAAUUAAGGACAGUCCAGCACGCCAGCAAGAACUUGCCGCUUAUUUCACCCACUGCAAUCUUCAAGUGCCUCACUUGAGGCUAGCUUUGCUGAAUGCCAUGACUGUCUGCUACAAGGCAAAGAACCUUUCCACGGCAGCUAACUUUGCCAGGAGAUUACUUGAGACCAAUCCUACUGUUGAAAACCAAGCUAAGACAGCAAGGCAAGUGCUGGCAGCUGCAGAAAGAAAUAUGACUGAUGCCUUACAAUUGAACUAUGAUUUUCGGAACCCAUUUGUAAUUUGUGGGGCAACCUAUGUGCCCAUUUAUCGUGGACAAAAGGAUGUCUCUUGCCCCUACUGUACUUCCCGUUUCGUGCCAACACAAGAGGGACAGCUAUGUGCUGUUUGUGAGCUUUCGGUGGUUGGGGCGGAUGCUUCUGGAUUGCUCUGCUCUCCUUCCCAGAUUCGUUGAUUGCACUGGAUCAGGAGCGAUUAAUGAAUUUUUGUUUCAGGUCAAUUUUCAACAGCAGAUAAGAGUCCUAUUCAUCAAUUAAUAUAUUUUUCUGUAGAAACUAGAAGUAGUCAAAAGUUACUGUUUGAGUGAAUUUCUGUCUUUCCUUUUUUCCAUGGUUUCCCUUUAUGAUUUUUCCCCCUCUUCUAAGUAUAAGAAGAAAGGGGACAAAGCCUAUUAUUAAUCUUUCGUGCAUGUGAAGUUUUCUUGUAUUAUGUUGAAUUAAUUUUGUUAGUUUGAGUUGGAAAAAAGUAACAUUUUGAGGCUUUAAUAAACGAACUUAUACAGUAAUUCAUGAUUACUUUUUAAAA
This is a messenger RNA of Vigna umbellata (rice bean), 4351 nucleotides long. NCBI's taxonomy places the organism in Eukaryota, Viridiplantae, Streptophyta, Magnoliopsida, Fabales, Fabaceae. The record is from RefSeq and is a predicted model, not a curated record.